Messenger RNA from Lactuca sativa (garden lettuce), 913 nucleotides. RefSeq lists its product as uncharacterized. The record is from RefSeq and is a predicted model, not a curated record. NCBI's taxonomy places the organism in Eukaryota, Viridiplantae, Streptophyta, Magnoliopsida, Asterales, Asteraceae.
UUAAAUAAAAAGUUGAAAGUUGUUACUUGUUAGUGACGUGACCGGAAAUUCAUCUCGGCUCACCGUAGACCCUCCGUAUAAUUCAACCAUCAAUUCCUGCGAAUUCUUUCCCCCAAAUUCCAUUCCAAUCCAAUCCUCCAAAAUCUUUCUCUCUCUCCCCCCCUCCGUGUCAAUGGCGUCGACGACCGCCGGUGUUCUCCUGUUCGCGGCCCUCAUCGGCGUUUUGGCAAUCUCCACCACCGCAAGACCUUGCAAAACCAUUUUCUUCAUCACUUCGUCAUCAUCUCACUACCCCACCGACGAUCCUUUCCUCCCAAAACCUAAUUUCCAUAUUCUUCGAAACCCCAACAAUUCCCCACGUCUCACCUUUUUCGUCACCGAAAUCCGCGAAUUCCAUCGCACCAGAUCGCUUCCUCGCUCUGCAUCUGUUUUUGAUCGCUCUAUCGAAUCAUCAUCAUCCGAUGAUGUUGUCUCUUCAGUUCCGUAUUAUUCCGCAACGUCUACCUCUGUUAAAGCAUCGAUUCGUGAACGUACCAUGGACAUCAUGAGCAUCGUCGGCGCGUUACUCUUCGGCGUUGGAUGUGGUGCUCUCACCGCCGCUACCAUGUACUUAAUCUGGUCCCUGUUCGCCCCCAGACGCUUUGAUUUUGGCGCGGAUUCUGAUGAGGAGAGCGAUGACGAAGAAAAUGGCGUUAGAUCUAAUUCGAACGGUUACGUCGCCAUCCCUGCCGUUGCUAAACCUGUGCCUCCUACUGCCGACGAAGUUGCUGCAAUGAAAUGAAUGAAGCGUUUUCGAGGUUUCUGCUUCUAGUAAGGCUUUUCGAUUUUCAAAAUCUUUCUUCUCUCUGUCUAUUCUCCCUGAUGUUACUAAACCUUAAUAUUGCAAUGCAAUGAAUAUCUGGUGUUAUGAUCA